UCGUUUAUCCGCCGAGAGAAGGAUGCGAUGACCCCACACGUCGCACUUCUUUGGCAAGCUUUUUCCUUUUCCGCACCGAAUUCCACGCUUUCGAGCGGAGGAGACAGCGCCCUCGGAGUGGAGCAGCGAGUGAAAGAGACGUAGAGGGAGGAAGCUUCGUCGCCGGAGACCAUUAGUUUCCCAGGAGGAAUUCCUUUGAUUCCAGCGGCCGGGAGAUGGGUCGGGCGGCGCGGUGGCUGCGGAGACUCUGGAGCAGUAGCAAACAGAGCAAGGAGCCGAAGGACUAUCCCGGUCAUGGCGCCGAGGAUAGGACGGAGAAGAAAAGAUGGAGCUUUAGAAGGUCGAGGGAUUCCGGCGAUGCGGCGCCGGGCCAGAAUGCUUCCACGGCAGCGGCGAUCGAGGCGGCGUGGUUCAAGUCCUUCUACGCUGAAAGCGAGAAGGAGCAGAGCAAGCACGCCAUCGCCGUGGCCGCGGCCACGGCUGCUGCGGCCGAUGCCGCGGUAGCUGCCGCCGAGGCAGCAGUGGCCAUGGUGCGUCUCACCAGCAGCGGAGUGGACGCCGUGUUCAGCGGCGGCGGCGGCGGCGUUGAGCGGCUGGCGGCGGUCAGGAUCCAAACAGCAUUCCGAGGCUACUUGGCAAGGAAAGCACUCAGAGCGCUCAAAGCAUUGGUCAAAUUACAAGCCUUAGUCAGAGGAUUUCUUGUUCGCAAGCAAGCCGCGGCAACUCUUCACAGCAUGCAAGCUCUCGUGAGAGCUCAGGCCGCCGUCCGAGCUCGAAGAGCACGUAACCUUCUGCCUGAUGAUGGAAAUCUUGUGCCGGAGAUCCGCCGCCGGAGAUCAUUAGAAAAGUUUGCUGAUCCGCGAGGCUUGCAAACGUCGUCGUUCCAGAACAGGAGGUUCUCGACGAGCAUCGAUAGUCCUAUCCUUGCGAGAAGCCCAAAGAUCGUCGAGAUCGAUACGUGUCGAACUAAGCCGAGAUCCGCUCGCCGAGCCAGUCUCCCGGCCGUAGAUCCGGCAGAUGACCUGCCUCUAUAUGCAUUCUCCUCCCCGCUUCCAUGCCAAAUUCCAGCGCGGAUCUCAAUUCCCAGCCGCCGGAACCUCCAGGAGAACGACUGGUGCAUCAACGGUGAGAAGUGCCGGUUAUCAGCCACGGCGCAGAGCACGCCCAGAUACAUGAAUUCGUUCGGCAACGUGGCCGUAACUCCGGCGAAGAGCGUGUGUGGUGCUGAGAGUGUUUUCCGGCCGUACUCGAGCGUGACAAGCUCCCCCAGCUACAUGGCAAACACGCAGUCAUCCAAGGCAAAGGUGAGGUCUCAGGGUGCACCGAGACACCCGCCGGAAUCAGCAGAGACGAGAAAGAGGCAGCCUUUGGGCGAGGUAAACUUGGAGGCCAGGGCUAAUUUUGGUGGUAUUGGAAUGCACAAGCCCCGCUCUCAAAUUCAAGAGGCUGCUUUCAGCUUCAAGAGAGCAGUGAUCGGCAGGCUGGAUAGGUCCUCAGAGCCGGGCAAGGAAGCAGAGAGGGAAGUAUACUUGCGGAGAAUGUGAAGAUGCAAUGGGGUUCACAAGCUCAGCACAAGAGGAAAGACAAAGCGCUCUCUUCGCCUUCUUCUUCUUCUUUUCCUGUUUGUGCGAACAAUUUGGAUGAGAACAUCGAUAACAUGGUGUGGAGUAAAUUUUUAGCACAUUCACUCAUUUCAGUGGGUGUUCUCAAUGUGAAUCUGAAUCCUUCGAGCGAGCGAGCGAGGGGCUAAGAAUGUGGUUUUCUUGCUUUCUGGGAUCAUCUCCAUGUUUGGCUCAUCAGUCGCAGAAAUCAAAGCAAGACUUUUGGUCUGUUUA
Molecule: messenger RNA, 1835 nt
Organism: Musa acuminata AAA Group (dessert banana)
Lineage: Eukaryota; Viridiplantae; Streptophyta; Magnoliopsida; Zingiberales; Musaceae
Product: protein IQ-domain 26-like
Exons: 4
Coding region: 216-1544 (442 amino acids)
Molecular function (GO): protein binding
Source: RefSeq, a predicted model, not a curated record